CUUUUAAGUCAAGUCAAGUGCAUCCCGUCAGAGCAAAGUAGUAUACUGUGUCAUUUCAAAGUGCGUUCGUUGUGUCAAGAUUCUGUGAAGAAUUCGGAGACUUAAUAAGAAAACGAUCGCAGAAGGUCGCAUAACACUAAAAAGUUUCUCUAUCGUAGGAUUACCGCAAAGUGAUAGCUGACUUUUCAUGUAUUAAAUUAGAAGAAAUGCAAUACCGUAUACUUGCUGUUACCAUUUGGUCGAGUAUUAUUGGAAAUUUGGAGUUUUGUACUGCGAAUGACUCAGCUAAUAAAUACACCGGACACUUGGUAGAAAUUCAAGCGUAUCCGCAGAAACAAAUUAUAGACCCUUCACUUUCGAAAAAAUUAUAUUUGAAGAAUGGAACUUUUUACGAAAGUACAACUGAUAUAAUAACAUUCAAGCAAGAUGAAUUAUCAGAUCGAUUUUCUACCCUCGAUGAUAUCCACCUUCGUCAACCAACGGUAAAGAACAAUGAAACAAAUGAUACGAAUAUAGUGGAUCUCGCGGGUUCCGAAGAAUCCUACUUUUUUCAAGAUUCUGAUAACUUUGGACAAAAAAGUCUGUUCCGAUCUGUUCCGUUAUCGAAUGUCAAAUAUGACAUGUCUGUAUCUCACAGAAGACUCAAAGAUAUAAACGAUCAAUCUGGCUCGUCGGAUAUUUUACAAAGGAUUUUUACGAUGCCAUUUAGAGAUAGUACGAUAGGGAGUGGAAUAAAUGAAAGGACUUCUGAACAAAGUGAAUUAAACGAUGAGGAAAGAAUAUUCGAUCGUAUUGAUCACAUCGACGCAACGAUCAAAUCAGAGAAGAAUGAUUUCAUUAAAGAAUCUGAUAGUCUUUCGAUGGUAUCGUCGCCGUUUGGAAGACUUUCUGGUCCUAUAAUCGUACCGGAUUUUCCACAGUUAAAAGCUUCAAAUUCGCUGUUAAUAUCAGAAAAGACACCGAAUAAGAGCGAUAAUCCGGAAAUACAAGAUGUAAUUGGAUCGACUCUCGUUUUGAAUCCUCUUCGCGUUGGUGUAGCUCUUGUAAAUGCUAAAGAAAAUACUUUGAUCGAUGAUGAUAGCGAAAAUAAUCAAUCAAUUAAGUGCGUUGUCUCUUCUAGCACCGCACAAACUGAAGUGAAUACACUUGACGGAGAAAAUGCUACGAGCAAUAACGAAUCCACAAAGUCCUGUUCGAAUAUAAAUAUAAAUUACGAAUUUUCUAAGCAGUCGGAAUCGCCAAUUUUUGAGGAAGACUUGACGAAGAAGAAGAAAGCCGAUGAUACUGUCGAAAUUCAGAAAUCGAUUGAAAUUUAUCAUAAUGCUCCUGUUCAAGAAAUACAUUAUCCAGUGGAAUUAUCUCCGCCGAUUUCUCGUCACGUUGAUAAUAUAUUCCAAAAAACUAAAGUAAAUAACGCGAUCAAUUUGGAUAAUAUACAAAAAGAAUUUCGUAUUAGGGGAGAACAUCGGUCGGCUGAUCUUGAUGUUCAACCAGGAAAUUCAAACUUUUAUAUUAGUAAUUUCGACGAUAAUAUCGAAGAAAAAAUUUCGCGAACUCGUCAAUCGAUCGGUUUUCAAGAAAAACCAAAUAAUUUAGUCGUUGGUAACUCCGAUAGUGUUGCUAAGAAAAAUAUCAAUUUUCCAUAUAUUUCCAUGGGAUUAUAUCUGUCCAGCGACAAACGGGUAGAAGCUAAUCCGUUUCCAGCUCAACAGAGCACUAGCAGUAGUGGCAAUAAUAUUGGUAUACCAAUUUUGUUAUUGCCGGGCCAAUCUCAAGAUGCUAUAUCAUACGAACAAUAUACAGAUGCAGGAAAUAUCUUCAAUAGGAUAUCAACAACGGCAAGUGGAGGGAAUAAACAUCAAACAUUAAAUAGUUUUAAAUCAGAUAAAGAAGGUAGUGAUCAUCAUUACGUGGUAAAUAUGAACGAAGAAAGAUCGGACCCAUCUCAAUAUCAUCUUUUUCAAAAGAUCAUUCAGAAUAAUCCUCUUCCUGUGAUCGAGACCAGAUACGUUUUACCAGUCUCCUCGCCUUAUUCUGUAAUAGCGAAGAAAUCUUUCGAGAAACCUACUUAUGGCUUACAUUCUACUGAAUUAGGAAAUGUGGAUAACAAAGUAUUUUAUUCGAUUGAAAAAAUAAUGGAUAAACAAACGUCGUUACCACAACAACUUGCUCAAAUACCAAAUGAUAAACAGACGAUAGAAAAACAAACUCGUUUACCGAAUCCGUAUGCAUUUUAUGUUGAAAAAACAGAAGAAAAAAAAGUACCUCAAGUCAUUCAUAGAUUCAUCAUGCAACCUUACCCGAUUCAUAUAAAAUUUCCAUCUCUCUCGACUGAAAAACUCAUUUCGGAUCAUUCGGAGAAGAAGGUAGUAAAACAUAAUCGUAAAUCUUAUCCUAUUGAGGUCGGAAAAAAUUCAGAGAAUAUUAAAGUGCAUUCCGAAGAGAUCGAUAAACUUGUUCAACCAUCGCAAGUUCAUCGAUCGUUACAGAAAUUUUACGCUGAAGUUUCGUCGAUUCCUUUUCAUAGAAACUAUAUAAAUUCGUCUUCGAUUCACGAAAACGCACGUAAAAAGCCAAGCUUCUACUUUGGGGAAAGUACUACGGGAUAUAAUAAUAAAAAUGGUCAUUACAAUUACUUAGAACAAUCCUCGAAUUCUGUUCCUCCGAAAGAAAUUGCUUCCAUCGGAAAUUUGCGCUCUUAUAGAAGACGCGGUAGAAUUUUCGAAAAGGAUAGGACACCAAAAAACAAAUACAUGGAUUCGCGUCAAACGUCAUCGAGUUCUUUGCGAAUGCAAUUAAAAUCCUCACCGUCUUUCCUUGUUGAAACACAACAAUCAGUUGUACCAGGGAUUAUGAGAAAUGCUCGACAAUCCGAAGGGUAUCCCUUAGGAGAUAUUGGUAAUUUCAAACAAUCAAAAGUUGAAUAUGGUUUCAAACCGCCAAUGAUUCCUUCUACUCAAUACGAUGAGCAAACGGCAUCUAAAGUUGAUAAAUAAAUUUUUUAUACACCGUCAACAAGA
Molecule: messenger RNA, 3020 nt
Organism: Vespula pensylvanica (western yellowjacket)
Lineage: Eukaryota; Metazoa; Arthropoda; Insecta; Hymenoptera; Vespidae
Exons: 4
Coding region: 207-2996 (929 amino acids)
Source: RefSeq, a predicted model, not a curated record